UUCUGCUCAGAUCUUAACAGAGCACUGUCGUCUGCUCGCCUACCCGGAGAGGUGUCGAAUCGAUUUUUCAAAAUGGACGUGUGAUGGUAACAUAUGGGUAGGCCAGUUACAGACGACAAGGCCGGGAGUAUGUAUCUAGUGCUGUGCUGUUGGCUUGUGUAUGUGACAAUAUCUCCAAACUCCGCCGCCGCAGCAGAACUUGAUAUUUAUCCAGAAUUGCCGGACGAGGUGAUUCUCAAGCGAAUCCAGCAUGUGUUGACGGAGUUUCGGCAGAGGCAGCUGCGUAUCCUGCAGGACUCCAGAGAUCAUGAGGUUCUGCCACAGUUUACAUAUCAGCUGCCAGAAACCCCCAACAGGAACUAUCAGAGUGACUUGUUCGCUGUUCCACCUUCAGACCCGAGAUACUACCAGCCUGAUACUGAGGUCCAGGAGAUCAAGAGAAUGGAUGAUGAUCCGGAAAUACAACAAGAGAACCUGAUGAGGACUCAGGGGGAGCAGCUAGGGGCACCUCUCACCACUGGAGAAGAAAGUUGGUUAGAUGAUGCUACCACCACGGAGCCCAACCAGCCUUCAGUCGCUGGAGAAGAUGUCUUAAAGAGAUUUCUUAGUAGAGAUGACAAAGACAUCCUUCUCGUUGCGAUAAUCGCAGGGUGUGGGGCAGCAGCAGCUGCAGGUGUAGUUGCUCUUGCUGUCGGAUGGUAUAGGCUCCACAACAACUCAAAGGCUGCUGCUGACAUCGAAUACCCAGCCUAUGGAGUGACAGGGCCUAACAAGGAGAUCACACCAACUGGUGACCGUCGUUUGGCGCAGUCUGCGCAAAUGUAUCAUUACCAGCACCAGAAGCAGCAGAUCAUUGCCAUGGAGAGCAAUCGAGCCAACAAUGAGCGGAGGGGGUCCAUAUCGGAAGGGGAUAGUGAUGAGGAGAAUGAAGAAGGAGAUUACACAGUGUACGAGUGUCCAGGGUUGGCUGCGACUGGAGAGCUGGAGGUGAAGAACCCACUGUUCCAGGACGAUCCCACCCCUGCUGCUGGGAACCACACUAUCCCGGAACCCCCCGUCCCUACAGACAAGAAACAAUAGAAUGUUCCCUCCCCCGUACUGAGAAUCUCACCCCAAUGUGCAGUCUCCCGUGCCGAAGUCCCAUUUACAUUAAGUUUAAACGAUUGGCUAGUUACUAGAUAUUUUAUUUAAUAGUAUAUAGUGCUGUGGUAUAUAUAUAUUAUAUAUAUGUGAAAUAUCAAAAGUAUUUAUCUAGGGAGAGCAGGCUUCUUCUCCUUUGUUGAAAAUUCAUAGUUUAAUAACGUGCAAUUUGAUUUAAUAUUAAGGUGACAUAAUAUAUUUUUAUACAGAUUGAUCUUCCAGCAAUCUUUUCACGAGAAUUUGUAAUCUACUUCUUCCACCUUUUUGAAAUUUAUUUCUCUCGUCAUGUUUUUGGUUCAUUAAUGUUACGGUUGUAUUGAGAGGGUAUUUUACUAAUUAAAUAGUGGGAAACGUAUCUAAAUAAUAUCAAUAUAUUAAUGUAACACUUUUAAUAGCACAGUAAGAACAUUUUUCAUCCUAUUUGUAUUACAAUGUAAUGGAAAGUUAUGGAGUUUAUGUGUAAAAAUGUUUUUAAUAAAAAGCAACACAUUUUUAUCACAGAGUUGGACAUUGUUUAACAAACAUUGUAACCUUAUGAACGUAACACAGUUUUAAUAGCUUUAUAUAACCUAUUAUUGUGUUGCAACAUUGUUAAUAUUUUUAUUUAAUUUAAUAUCACAUGUACUCGUCCACUAAUGGAAAUAAAUUCCUGUACAUCGAAA
Homalodisca vitripennis (glassy-winged sharpshooter) is the source of this 1802-nucleotide messenger RNA. RefSeq names its product neural proliferation differentiation and control protein 1. The record is from RefSeq and is a predicted model, not a curated record. Gene Ontology annotation, cellular component: membrane. The transcript is spliced from 7 exons. Bases 94 to 1080 code for a protein of 328 amino acids. NCBI's taxonomy places the organism in Eukaryota, Metazoa, Arthropoda, Insecta, Hemiptera, Cicadellidae.